Jatropha curcas is the source of this 1856-nucleotide messenger RNA. Its product is annotated as Rubisco methyltransferase family protein. Lineage: Eukaryota; Viridiplantae; Streptophyta; Magnoliopsida; Malpighiales; Euphorbiaceae. Gene Ontology annotation, cellular component: chloroplast. Gene Ontology annotation, molecular function: protein binding; [ribulose-bisphosphate carboxylase]-lysine N-methyltransferase activity; protein-lysine N-methyltransferase activity. Gene Ontology annotation, biological process: peptidyl-lysine monomethylation. The record is from RefSeq and is a predicted model, not a curated record.
AGUGCAAGAAUCUCUUUCUUUCACCUUCCAAACUCCAAAGGAUAAGGUCUCGCGCUUGCCCUGUCUCUCUCUCUCUCUCCCUCCCCCACUUUCUUUCUCUCUGCGCAUAACCAUGGCCAAAGCUUCUAGAGUUUUCCAGCCCACACUUUUUCCCACAUUCUCUACACUCCACAAACCUCGCACAUUAUCAAACGCCCCAACUAUUAUACAUAAAAAAUACCCAACAAUUCGCUGCUCAGUUUCAACUAGUGACAGCGCCAUCAGAGAAGCGACAUCAGCGACCCAGAAGGUGCCUUGGGGCUGCGACAUCGAUUCACUGGAAAACGCGGCGGCUCUUCAAAAAUGGCUGUCUGAUUCUGGUCUACCUCCACAGAAAAUGGCCAUAGAAAAAGUGGAAGUUGGGGAGAGAGGUUUGGUUGCGUUGAAGAAUAUUAGGAAGGGCGAGAAGUUGCUCUUUGUGCCUCCCCCGCUUGUUAUUACCGCUGAUUCUGAGUGGAGCUGCCCAGAGGCGGGUGAAGUUUUAAAACAGUAUUCUGUGCCAGAUUGGCCUUUCCUCGCCACUUACUUGAUUAGUGAAGCAAGUCUUAACCAAUCUUCUAGAUGGAGCAAUUAUAUCUCAGCACUUCCUAGACAACCCUAUUCACUUCUGUAUUGGACACGUGCAGAACUAGAUAGGUACUUGGAAGCUUCACAGAUCAGAAAGCGGGCAAUUGAAAGGAUUACCAAUGUUGUGGGAACAUAUAAUGAUUUAAGGCUUAGGAUUUUUUCCAAGAAUCCCGACCUGUUCCCUGAAGAGAUAUUCAAUAUAGAGACUUUCAAGUGGUCAUUUGGCAUUCUCUUCUCUCGCUUGGUUCGAUUGCCAUCGAUGGAUGGAAGAGUUGCCUUGGUUCCUUGGGCAGACAUGCUGAAUCAUAGUUGUGAGGUUGAGACCUUUUUGGAUUAUGAUAAAUCAACAAAGGGAGUUGUCUUCACAACAGAUCGACAAUACCAGCCAGGUGAGCAGGUUUUCAUAUCAUAUGGCAAGAAGUCUAAUGGAGAGCUAUUGUUAUCAUAUGGAUUUGUUCCGAGGGAGGGCACCAACCCUAAUGAUUCAGUAGAGUUGUCAUUGUCUCUGAAAAAGUCUGACAAAUGUUACAAGGAGAAGGUAGAAGCUCUUCAGAAGCAUGGUUUGUCAAUAUCUCAAUGUUUUCCUUUGCGAAUCACUGGUUGGCCAGUGGAGUUAAUGGCAUAUGCAUAUUUAGCAGUCAGCCCUCCAAGUAUGAGCAGACAGUUUGAAGAGAUGGCCUCAGCAGCAUCAAAUAAGACAACUGCCAAAAAGGAUGUGAGAUACCCUGAAAUUGAGGAACAGGCAUUACAAUUCAUAUUAGACAGUUGUGAGUCAAGCAUAUCAAAAUACAACAAAUUCUCGCAGGCAAGUGGAUCAAUGGAUUUGGACGUAACAUCUCCAAAACAACUUAACAGAAGAGUGUUCUUGAAACAGCUAGCAGUAGACUUGUGUAACAGUGAGCGGAGGAUACUAUUUCGUGCUCAAAAUGUAUUGAGGAGAAGAUUGAGGGAUAUAAAAAGUGGUGAAUUGAGAGCAUUAAAAAUUUUUAAUGGGUUCAGAAAUCUUUUCAAAUGAAUAUUACAUAUUAUAUCUCUUCAUGGCGCGCUUCAUGCCUGUAGUUCAUUGAGUGACCAGUGUUCCGCUGAGUUCAUCCACUGUGCUGCUUCCUUAGGGGUUCAAGCCAAUAUGUAAGGAGUUCAGUUCAAGCGGAGAAGGUGGAAAUGUAGACAUUGUAUUUCCUCAUAGCUAAACUUACUUUCCUUGAUGAGAAAUCAAAUUUUAAGGUGCCAUUUGAUUUCGAUUGAGUUUA